GGCGACGCUCGCGCCGAGCCACUUGUUUUGCGAUCUUUGGGCUACUCUACCUCUGGUUUGCUAUGACUGCCGCGGCUUACUACCUCGUGCCGCUUUCUUACACGUUUGGGAACGACCUUUGGUGGCCAGGCUACAACUCAAGUGGGUACGCACUCUUUCUUGUCGACGCCAUCAACAACAUCUUGGAGCAGCCACCUGAGGACACUAUCAUCGAUCUCUCCGCUUUGAAGAUGGCAAAAUCCUACGCACCGUCCACGCGCCUCGUUCCUGAGCCCCACCCGACACAUGCACGAGCCCUGCUCCUUACGAAGCUCACGUUCAUCGAGUAUGCCAUCGCAAAUAUCCGAAACACGUCGGCAGACCAAACGCUGAUGGUGCCGACACACUUUUGCUACGUCGACUUUGACCGGCGCUGGGAACUUGCGCACUCCAACGCGCGCCAGGCGCGGUGCGAAGCGCGGUACCGCGCAAACGGUGCCGUCUAUUUGGCUGCAAUUCUUCGCAACCAAAAUUGGACAAGUUUCAUGCGCGUCUACGGUGAACACUUGCAGGUAGCCGUUUUGAACGCGGUCACCUCGUCGGGCACUGCGGGUCACGCAUGGUUGAACGCCACGGCCCACUGCUCGUCGUCUCUCCAAGACGAAGCCGCGCAUUGGCGAUCGUUUGGCGUGACGCACUUUACGCUGCAGUGGCAAAACAACGCGUUCACAGGCCUCCAAUCGUCUCUGACGGUGGUGAAUCCGCUCAACCUUGCGUUUACACUCGAAUUGCUUCACUCGACAUACACACAGGGCCCAUGGACGUCGAAUACUCUCAAUAUCUUCUUCAUGAACGAGAUUUUCUUCAUGGCUAUGUGCGGCCAAAGCCUCGUGCGUGGCGCCACAAACUACUUUGGCCUUGCGCAAUGUGUCUACUCGGCAACACCCGAGUUUGAAGGCUUCCUGGGUCUCAGCGAUGCCGAUGGACAUUUUGUCCAGCAAACGGGACUCGUGCGCGAUGCGAUUGGUCCGUUCUUGUCUGUGGAUCUUUUUGUAGUGGCGCCGCCGCCGCCACUCAUCACUGUGAUCGCCGCCUUUGAGCAGCGUUUGUAUACAUUGCUCGAAGCCAACAGCAGUGCUGCGAGCGCGUACCAGCAACUCUCUCCUCUCUCGGUGCCGCCGACGCCAACGUGGUGGCAGAAUGGCUCGUUCCUCUUGUAUGGGGGCAACCCCAUGUGCCUCUACAACCCUCCAACGUCGUUUCCGCAGCCGUCGUUUACCUUUGGUGACGCAUGCAAUACGCAGGAGCGUGCAAUAAUGGUGGUCGCGCCAUCCGCGUUGGUGUUUGCCGUGAGCAUGAAUCGGAUAUCUGCCCGGGAACUAUGUGCAUCGAUUGAUGAUGUCGCAUGUCGGCGCCACGUCACGGUGGCCAGCGACCUUGCAGUGACGUUAUCCUGGAGCGAUGCCGUAAACACGGCAUCGUUGGCGUCCACAGUCAACGCGACGCAAGUGCGGCUCAUGCAGUUUGCUUCGAAUCCCCAAGGCACCGAGUGGACACUUCUUACAGCACCAAUCCUCUUUGAUCCACUAUUCGGUUGGGCAGCUGUCUACGACUGGGUGACCGGGCGACGCGAAGUGGUCUCGUUUGAAGGAGACAACGGAACCCUCGUCUUAGUCUCGGACGCGUAUACCGAUGCAGUACACGUGGACCCGAACACGGCGCCGUUGAGCCAAGCAUCGGCCAUCCUCAUCUACACGCUACUCUACUCGUCGCUCGUUCUUUGGGCAACAGCCAUCCUGUGUUCUUGGCUCGGGCUUCGGUCGCGACUGGCAUUUGCGGGUCAAAAUUUAUUUGUCUUCCAUCGCGUCGCUGGCUCGACCUGGCUCGGGCGACCCAUGAUGCUGCUUCGAGGUUGCUCGGCGGUCAUGCUUCUCGGCACAUCGCCCGUCACACUCUCGCAUACCAACGGCAUCUCGGCACUCCAGACGGGUCAUCGUCCUUACGUUGAGACACUCGUGCUUGCGGGCGAGGCGACGUGGAUCUCAUAUGCACUGAGCGAGGUCUUGUUCGUUUUGCAACCCAACGGCUGGAAUGUCGACGCCGCGUUCGUCUGGGUUAGCUACGUCAUCUUGGAAACGACAGCGCCGGUUGGUGUCGUGAUGGACCUGCAAUCGUCGUGUUUUAGCUCUGACUUUAUCUAUACCAUCACGUGCACGCAUGGCUCCAUCACGAUUGGCAGCACCCGCCGUGUCGUGCUGCUGUUUGGCAUCCAAGCGAUCGGUCUCUUGAUCGCAUUGAUAACUCGACUGUGGCAUCGACAUGCCACACGUCGCUCGGAUAGCGUGCUUCUCUCUGGCGCUGCCAGUGUUCUCUUGACGCCCGACUUGGACGACGUGAGCUGUCUCCUCGCCGGUCGCGUGCCGCUGCGACCAGGCCGCAUUUGGUUUGACGUCAAGCUCUGGGUCAUCGUGCGUGUGGCACCACCGCAUCUGCGGGUUCUCCCGCGCCUUGCGAUGCACGGCCCGUCGCCAUCUCGGUACGCUCGCUUCAUCGCGUUGGCUGGGUUCAUGUACGUCGUCGCGGACGUCUAUGGCAGCUACUCGUAUCUGGGUGUCGCACAACGCGCGUUGGCCAACGACCUUGUCUGGCCCGGCUUCAACCUCACACAUACACAUGUGUUUCUCUCAAAGUACCUCUGGCGUCAGCUUUCGUUCAAUGGGACGUCGGGUCCGUUGACACUCGACGUGUCAUAUUUGAGUGCGAUGGCCCCCGUAGGUGAUCCCGUCACAAGCUCUCCGUCUCAUUUUGGCGCUCAAAUGCAGUACACGACUCUGACGUCGCUUGCUACAGCAAUUGCAGCGCUUCGGCGUCUAGACCCAUGUCUCGCACCGUGGGUCUUUACCGCCUACUGUUAUCUCGAUCUCGGUGGUGUCUACGAAAUGGCGGCAUCGACGGCACGUCAAGCGCGCUGUCGCACGCACUUGCGGUCCAACGCCGCUGUCUACAUGGCGUCGCUCUUGCGCAACGUUGCGUGGACGCAGUGGGAUACAUGCUGGGGUGAUGCAUUUCAGAGCGCAUUUGGCGUCUACCUGCAGCAGUCGGCGGCGGGCCAUGCGCUUCUGGCAUCGUUUCGCGCGCCUCGAGGAUCGAUCCCCGGCGAAGUCGACCUCUGGCGCUACCACAGGCUGAAUGUUUAUCAAUUGCAGUGGCAAAAUUUCAAGAGUAUUGGCCUCAUCAACACAUAUAGUGUCGAGAACGCACUUGGCGUCGCGUAUCCGUUCACGAUGCAGCACUCCCACGGACAGUUUCGUCUCGAGUUGCAAACCACGUUCAAGCUCUACUGGUCGCUCGCCAACGAUUUCUACUGGACGAUGGCAACCAACACCUCCCAGAGCUUGUUGCGGGCGUCGCCCACCUUUCGCUAUGCCAACCAGACACUCGAAGACGUCUAUCUGACAAAUGAGAAACUGGUCUUUGCAUCGCGUUUUGCGGGGUUAUCGCCGACGACCAACCUCACGUCGCUCUGCCGCCAAGUGCCCGGCGCCGUCGACGACUGCGAAGCCGUGCUGCGCAACGUUGUUGAUUUAUCGUCAACGCUUCCACUCGAGUCCAAUGGGACAUUGUCGUCAACUGCGCACGCCGCUCUAUCGGCACUCAACAUUCAGAUCAUGCAGUAUGGCACGAACGUCGCUGCUCGAGGAUCCAUACUGACCUUGUACACUUCGCCGCUGCUCCACGAUGACUUCCGGUUUUUCGGGUACACGUUUGUCCACGACUGGAUCUUUGGCCGGCGCGACGUCGUCUCCUUCACUGGUGACGUUGGGACACUAACAUUGCUCUCGGAUCUCGUGCUACAAAAAGUGGAACCUGUCCAAAGCGCCGAGCUGCCCACGGCGUACGCUCUCUACGCCUUUGCUGUCGUCCAGUACGUCACGCUCGCGAUCGCGUCGCUCGCGGGACUCACUGGCAUCUACAUCCUGGCCAGUCGUGGCCACAUUGACGGUCGAAACAUGCUCAAACUCAGCCGUGUCGGCGGGAUUGUCUGGGUCGGUCGUCCGCUCUUGCUGGUGCGCAGCUUUACAGCGCUCUGCCUCCUCUCGACGGCCACCCUCUCGCUCGAGAGCACUGGUUAUACGAUGUACUUCAAAUCCGACGUGCCGGCCACCUUGUCGACGUGCUUGGCGGCGAGCGAGGUCACGUGGCUGGCGAGCAUCGUUAACGACAUCGGAUUGCCUCUCACGCAAGAACACUCGGCCCGCUACGUGACGCUCCAUAGUCUGAUCGUUCUGGCGAUUGCAUCCUUGAUGAGCUCGCUUCAACCGGUGGCCUAUGCGGCCGAGAUGGAUCUGCAAUGUGCGCCGACCGCGUUGGACUAUCAAGUGACGUGUUCGACCGCCAGAAUUGCAAUCGGGUCGUACGACCGACUCGUCUUUCUUCUCGGGACGGUGUUGGUCUCGAAUGGCCUCGCCUUUGGUCUUGUCCGCGUUUUUUGGCCCGUCAAGGCCAACGACGCGCGACACAGCAAGUCGUUCUUGCUGACGGCAGGCGCCAAAUUUCUCUUCAAGCACGACAAGUGGUUCUAUCGGGAUGUCUACUACAUGGACCGAGCUUCCGCGCUCCUUAAUGGUCUCGUCACGAUACAUGUGCGCAGUCAGCGUUUGCUUUUCGAUGUGAAAUCCUGGCGCCUCUACGCGGUGCAGCUCGAAAUCGACCAUGUUCCUACCCGGUUGGCGUCAGGCGUGCCGCUCCACGACGCGUCGACCGCAAGCUUCCGAGCCAUUGCCGACUGCUAUGCAAAGCAUCCUCAAGGAAUGAGCCAUCUCCGACCGCUCUACCCAUGAGUCAAAUCGUUUUGGUGACACCACACGGAGCUGCUGGAUAAGAAUAUAACCAGAAAUCUGCACGCCG
This is a messenger RNA of Saprolegnia parasitica CBS 223.65, 4887 nucleotides long. RefSeq lists its product as hypothetical. Lineage: Eukaryota; Oomycota; Saprolegniomycetes; Saprolegniales; Saprolegniaceae. The transcript has 2 exons. The record is from RefSeq and is a predicted model, not a curated record. Bases 63 to 4820 code for a protein of 1585 amino acids.